GGCUAAGGCACGAACUGAACAGGAACGUAUCGCCAAGCAGCACGAAGUGCUCCUUCUGGAACUUCGUCUUAAAGCUGAUGAACAAUCCCGUCAAUUGCAAGACUUUGUCUCCGCUAAGGGUCGUCUUAACUCCGAGAAUGCCGAUCUUUCUCGUCAAGUUGAAGAACUUGAGGGUAAAAUUCAGGCAGCCACAAGGCUGAAGCUCCAAUUCUCCAACGAACUCGACCAAACCCGACGUACCGCUGAGGAGGAAGGCCGUGAAAGACAGAAUCUCAACAAUUUGUCGAAGAAUCUUAGUCGUGAACUUGAACAGCUUCGUGAAUCCAUCGAAGAUGAGGUGGCUGGCAAGGCCGAAUCCACCCGCCAGCUGCAGAAGGCCCAAUUGGAAUUGGAUCAAUGGAGAACUAAGUUCGAGACUGAAGGAUUGAUUGGAGCUGAUGAAUUCGAUGAGGUGAAGAAGAGACAAAAUGCCAAGACUAGCGAUCUACAAGAUGCCCUUGAUGCCAGCCAUGCUAGAAUCGUUGCUUUGGAAAAUGCUCGGAAGCUUGGUUAUUAUCAAAAAUUUUGGUUUAGUUUGACUGCUGAAGCCGAUACCAACCGUAUUGAGGCUGAACACCAUGCUCAGAUGGUUGCCUCCUUGGAAAAGAAGCAAAAGGCUUUCGACAAGGUUAUCGACGAAUGGAAGAAGAAGGUCGACGAUCUCUAUGUAGAACUCGAUAAUGCUCAGCGCGACUCGCGCCAACUUUCUGGAGAAGCUCACAAACUCCGCGGACAUCAUGAUGCUCUUGUCGACCAAGUUGAAGGAUUGAAGAGAGAGAAUGGCGCUUUGGCUGCUGAGGUAGGAUGGAAAGUAAACUAA
This is a messenger RNA of Strongylus vulgaris, 859 nucleotides long. The record is from the annotation of a GenBank genome assembly. Lineage: Eukaryota; Metazoa; Nematoda; Chromadorea; Rhabditida; Strongylidae.